Molecule: messenger RNA, 234 nt
Organism: Dicrocoelium dendriticum
Lineage: Eukaryota; Metazoa; Platyhelminthes; Trematoda; Plagiorchiida; Dicrocoeliidae
Source: the annotation of a GenBank genome assembly
AUGAGGACAAACAAAGAUGAGUGCACUUGGAUUAAUUUACGUGUAGAACAAUUUUGGGGAUGGAGCACAACACAGCAUCCGGGAAAACAACAGUUGGAAGAAUUGCUGUGGCAUCUUAGGGGAUCCCUGUUAUUCUCAGCUGCAUUGAAUCACGCAGAAUUACCCUUGGUUUCAUCCCCAAAUCCGUCUGGCAAAGCUAUCUUUGAAGGUAGUCAUUUCUAUUCUGAAGGAUGA